This is a messenger RNA of Carassius gibelio (silver crucian carp), 3245 nucleotides long. RefSeq names its product SID1 transmembrane family member 2. Gene Ontology annotation, cellular component: membrane. The record is from RefSeq and is a predicted model, not a curated record. The transcript has 27 exons. The coding region runs from base 119 to 2857 and encodes 912 amino acids. Lineage: Eukaryota; Metazoa; Chordata; Actinopteri; Cypriniformes; Cyprinidae.
CCAGCGCGACUGCAUCUGUUUUAACCAAGUGUUAAAUGCUGUAUGUUGAAUAAACGUGGAAUUACGAAAUAUUGUGUAUGAUGUUCUUUGAUUUGAAAUUAUAGUGAAGGUGUUCCGUAUGUGCUUGCGCGUGCAUAUGACGUGUCACAUGACGCGCAGUGUCAACACAGCAGCGCGAGAGCGAGCGGACCGGAUCUCCGUUAAACAUCAUCAUCACGAGCUGACCGCGAGACACGGUGAGCCUGACAUCACACCGACACACCGCUUAUCACUUUCUCAGGCUGAUGACGGUUCCAGGAUGCUGGGGUUCUGCUGCGGUCCCGUCCGGUUCUGUCCAGUCCUGGUCCUGAUGCUGGCGGUCUGCGGUGGUAACGUGGUCAUCCAGAGAGAUGCUCAGUUCGACAUGACGUAUUACGACACGGUCACCAGCGACAACCAGACCAUCUACUCCUACAACCACACCGUCUCCAGAAACAAGACGGAGGGUGUGCGUGUGUCCGUGGAGCUGCUGUCCGAGAGCGCUCAGAGUCCGGUUCUGUUCGUGGUCCGGCAGAAACAGGCCGUCCUGUCCUUCCAGGUCCCCCUCAUCCUCCGAGGCCUGUAUCAGAGGAAGUAUCCGUACACACAGGUGGGUCGUACGCUGUGUCAGCCGCCCACUAAAGCUCUGGCAGAGACACAGUUCUUCUUCGUGGACGUGUCGACUCUGUCCAGCGCUGGGAUCCACUAUCAGCUGCGGGUCAGUCGUGUGGACAGCUUCACACUGCAGACAGACAAGAAAUUCAGCUUCAACGCGACGCCGUCCCAACCACAGUUCUUUAAGUAUGUGUUUCCUGAUGGUGUGGACACAGUGAUCGUGAAGGUGAACUCACAGAAGAACUUCCCCUGCUCAGUCAUGUCAAUACAGGACAUCCAGUGUCCGGUUUAUGAUCUGGAUAAUAAUGUGGCGUUUAUUGGAAUGUAUCAGACGAUGACCACCACAGCUGCCAUCACAGUGCAGAGGAAGGAUUUCCCCAGUAACAGUUUCUAUGUGGUGGUGGUGGUGAAGACUGAAGACGAGGCAUGCGGAGGACCACUGCGAUUCUACCCACUCUUACCUGAUGAGCUGCUAGAUGCUGGGAAUCGCAGUAAAACUCUGGAUGUGAUUGUUUCUCCUGCCAUUAACUCGGAGGUGUAUGUGAUGGGGAUGCUCUUCUGUCUGGGGAUCUUCCUGUCCUUCUAUCUGCUCACGUUCCUGGUGGCGUGUGUGGAGAGUAAGAGGAUGAACAGGAAGAGGGAGGGGUUUCUGAACGCUGACGCCUCACCUGCAGAGACAGCAUCUCUCUUGGGAAAGGCUUCAGUGUCUCCGUAUGAAUACGGUUCAUUUGCUGAUAACGGCAGCACACUGAGCUCUGAAGCUGUUACUGACAGUUUAGCGUCGACCGAUGGGAACUACGGAUGCAUGGAUCGUUCUUUAGAGAGUGUAGCCCGCAGUCGGCAGGAGUCUCUGAGUUCAGUGGAAGAGGACGAUUACGACACGCUGGUCGACAUCGACUCGGACAAAAACAUCGUCCGUACGAAGAAGUUCCUGUGCGUCUCGGAUCUCUCUCGUAAAGACAAACGCAUCCUCAGCAAGAAAUACCAGAUCUACUUCUGGAACAUCGUUACGAUCGCCGUGUUUUACGCUCUUCCUGUCAUUCAGCUGGUCAUCACCUAUCAGACGGUUGUAAAUGUCACUGGAAACCAAGACAUCUGCUAUUAUAACUUCCUGUGUGCACACCCUCUUGGAGCUCUAAGCUCCUUCAAUAACAUCCUGAGUAACCUGGGCUAUGUGCUGCUGGGACUGCUGUUCCUGCUCAUCAUCCUGCAGAGGGACAUCCUUCACAAACGAGCGCUCGAGCGUAACGACAGCACAGCGCUGGAGUGUGGCAUCCCCAAACACUUCGGCCUGUAUUACGCCAUGGGCACGGCUCUGAUGAUGGAGGGGCUGCUCAGCGCCUGCUACCACGUCUGUCCCAACUACACCAACUUCCAGUUCGACACGUCGUUCAUGUACAUGAUUGCUGGACUGUGUAUGUUGAAGCUGUAUCAGAAGAGACACCCGGACAUCAACGCCAGUGCGUACUCCGCUUACGCUUGUCUGGCUGCCGUCAUAUUCUUCUCUGUGCUGGGGGUGGUGUUUGGUAAGGGUAACACCGUGUUCUGGAUCGUUUUCUCUGUCAUACACAUCCUGGCCACAAUGCUGCUGAGCACACAGCUCUACUACAUGGGCCGCUGGAGACUCAGUGAGUCACACACACACACACACACACACACACACUUGACAUAUUCAGCAGUAGAGGCUGAUGCUGUGUGUGUUUCAGACUCGGGGAUCUUGCGCAGGAUGUUGUAUGUGAUCUACACAGACUGUAUUCAGCAGUGCAGUGGACCCAUGUACAUCGAUCGGAUGGUUCUGCUGGUGAUGGGAAACCUUGUGAACUGGUCUCUGGCGGCGUACGGACUCAUCAAACGACCCAAUGACUUCGCCUCGUACCUGCUGGCCAUCGCCAUCUGUAACCUGCUGCUCUACUUCACCUUCUACAUCAUAAUGAAGCUGCGCAGCGGAGAGAGGAUCCAGUGUCUGGCUCUGGUGUGUGUUCUCUUCACCGCUGUGGUCUGGGGUUUCGCUCUCUUCUUCUUCUUACAGGGGCUCAGCACAUGGCAGAAAACUCCAGCGGAGUCUCGUGAGCACAACCGUGAGUGUAUCCUGCUCUCCUUCUUUGACGAUCACGACAUCUGGCACUUCCUGUCCUCCAUCGCUAUGUUCGGAUCCUUCCUGGUCCUGCUCACGAUGGACGACGACCUCGACACGGUUCAACGAGACAAAAUCUACGUCUUCUGAUGGACCGAUACUAGCCAAUCACAGAGCAGCACUGGGGGGUGUCGGCCAAUGAGAGGCCUCGCUACCUGAAUAUGUUUACCUGCCAGUCAGUGGCGGUGUGGGAGGAGCCUCAUACAGGAGCUAAUGCUGAUAGGACAGUGAAUGUGUCAGUCAAACUGCCAGAGCUCCGCCCAUGUUCAUCGCUUCAGACAUGCUCUGCACAUCUCAAUGCAUUUCUGUACUGUCCUCUGCGUCUGUGUGCGUCUGUGGCCUUCUGUGAUCCGAGCCCAGCUUCACUCAUAUAAAGAUGAUUCUGAUCUGAGAAAAUCAACUUUGCACCGUCUCAAAUACAGAGUGGGUUUUACAGAGUACAAAUGGAAUGAUUACCGAAUAAAGACUUUUUACGGUU